AUGAAUGCCUUACCUGCUUUACUUCGGGUUACCACCAGUUCCACCGUUACUCCUCUCUCUGACGAUGUGGAUCCCGCCACUGGCACGAGUUUGUAUCCAUCUCACCGAUGUAAAACUAUUCACCUGGUGAGGCAUGCUCAGGGUAUUCACAAUGUAGCCGCGGAAAAGAACCAUGAUGCUUACAAGUCUUGUGAUUAUUUUGAUGCACAGCUUUCCCAAGACGGCUGGAAGCAGGUGGAGAAUUUGCACAAGGAUGUUCAUGAAGUUGGACUUUCUAAGAAAAUUGAGUUGGUCAUCACUUCCCCUUUAUUAAGGACUAUGCAAACAGCAGUAGGAGUCUUUGGUGGUGAAGGGUAUGUAGAUGGGACAGAUGCACCUCCAUUGAUGGUGGAAAAAGCAGGGAACAGUGAUCGUUCUGCAAUCUCAAGUCUAAAUUGCCCACCAUUUAUUGCAGUUGAGCUUUGCCGAGAACGUUUGGGAGUUAAUCCUUGUGAUAAGAGAAGGAGCAUCAACGAGUAUCGAGCUCUUUUUCCUGCUAUUGAUUUUUCACUGAUAGAAAAUGAUGAUGACAUUUUGUGGACGGCUGACACUAGAGAGACGGAUGAACAUGUUGCAGAGAGGGGAAUGAAGUUUAUAAACUGGCUGUGGACUCGAAAAGAGAAGGAGAUCGCAGUUGUUACUCACAGUGCGUUCUUAUAUCAUACCCUAAGUGCAUUCGGAAAUGAUUGUAAACAGGGAAAGGUACUGCGUCUACAAAGGACUUCUAAUGCUGGUGUCACUAGUGUGGGUGCUGACAAGGUUACAGGAACACCCUUGUCUCUCAAAUCACGAGUAGGCAUGGGGACGUCUGGGCAUUGGCUAAAUGGUGAGCGGCAAUUCAUGACUCUUGUUGGCUAUUAG
Pistacia vera is the source of this 900-nucleotide messenger RNA. RefSeq names its product phosphoglycerate mutase-like protein 1. Lineage: Eukaryota; Viridiplantae; Streptophyta; Magnoliopsida; Sapindales; Anacardiaceae. The transcript has 9 exons. Bases 1 to 900 code for a protein of 299 amino acids. Gene Ontology annotation, cellular component: cytoplasm. The record is from RefSeq and is a predicted model, not a curated record. Gene Ontology annotation, molecular function: phosphatase activity.